AUGCCGUCCAGCGCGCAAGCGGCUGACUGGGCAUCCAGGUUCGAUAACGUGGAUAUUGGACAAACCAUUCGAUGCUCUGUCUGUAACAAAAAUCUCAUCCUCCAGCGGUUCUCCGGGAAUCAGCUCAAGAAAUACAAAGAAGCCGUCUUCCACGAACGUAGAGCUGGUGUCCCAGCUCCUCUUCCCCGAUGCACCACGUGUACAGCGGGAAACGUCGUCGAGUUGUACUGCACAGUCUGCCGAACCACCUUACCUGUCGACUUCUUUUCCAGAAACCACCGAAGCAAGCCCGACCAAGCGAAAUGCAGAAACUGCCAACAAGGAAUUGAAGAUCAAGUGCCAGGUUUGCGUGAGGCUGUUGAAGAGGAAGAAAUCAGGGAAGAAUUCGAGGCGAAGCGUCCCGGCCCAUUUUCAGGAAUGUCGAGUGUUGGCUCCGCACUUCCCAGCAUCAGUGGCUCGGUUUCAGGAUCAGGCAGACAGUCUCAGGCAGCAUCUACGACUGGUGACGGUGUGUAUAUGGGUCAGUAUGGUGAGGACCAUGAGUCGGCUUGGGGCGGCCGCGUACCCACGGACCGAUCACCCUCCCCAGCCAGCACCGCAGUCUCUGGGCUUUCCGGAUAUCCCACGCGAUCUACCUCUGAGUCUUCCUUCCUUCGAACUGGUUCAACGUACUCUAGUGGAACUGCACGAGGCGGAUUUCACAAACAAGGCGCCUAUAAACCCUCUGCAAAUGAUCGAGUGCUGAAUCGGAUUCAAAGGGACGACGUCCACCAACAACAGAAGUCUCAGGCGGGCAGUAAGGAAGAUGGCUCCGAUGAUGAAUCAGAGAUCGAUUUCGAGCUGUGA
Molecule: messenger RNA, 846 nt
Organism: Rhinocladiella mackenziei CBS 650.93
Lineage: Eukaryota; Fungi; Ascomycota; Eurotiomycetes; Chaetothyriales; Herpotrichiellaceae
Exons: 3
Coding region: 1-846 (281 amino acids)
Source: RefSeq, a predicted model, not a curated record